Laetiporus sulphureus 93-53 is the source of this 1237-nucleotide messenger RNA. RefSeq names its product CRAL/TRIO domain-containing protein. The coding region runs from base 116 to 1147 and encodes 343 amino acids. The record is from RefSeq and is a predicted model, not a curated record. The transcript has 7 exons. Gene Ontology annotation, molecular function: phosphatidylinositol transfer activity. NCBI's taxonomy places the organism in Eukaryota, Fungi, Basidiomycota, Agaricomycetes, Polyporales, Laetiporaceae.
CUUAAGUAGGCCACUGCCGUCGAACGACGAGCUGGUCGUUAUCAGGCUUCACGUACACUCUCGUGGCAUCUAUCUCUUUCCUGUCUGCUAGUCUCUCAUCAAUUUUGACACCGACAUGACCGUAGAGAAGGCAGAGGUCAUCCAUGAACCGCUCCCAGUACCAGACAUCCCGGAGAAGCUCGCGCAGCCCCCAUCUCAGCUGACACUCUCACCAGAGCAUCAAAAGAUGUACGAUGGAGUCCUGGCUCAUUUUCAAAGCGAGGAGUAUGCUUUACCCAAAGUGGAGCAGGGAGAACUAAGAGAAGAGGAGAAGUUCUGGCUGUCUUGCGAAUGCAUGCUCAGAUACCUCCGUGCAACAAAAUGGUCAUCAACGAAGGCUGCCAUCAAGCGUCUGGAAGAGACGCUCGUUUGGCGUCGGGAGUACGGUGUUUAUGAUUUGAUCACGGCUGAGCACGUCGAGCCGGAGGCGGUGACCGGGAAGAUGUUCCUGUUCGGAUAUGACGUAGACGGACGACCGGCGCUCUACAUGCGCCCUAGCAGGCAGAAUACCGAGGAGAGCAUUGUUCAGAUGCAUUAUCUGACCUGGAUAUUCGAGCGCGCGAUUGAUCUGAUGGGCCCGGGUGUCGAGAACAUCGCUCUGAUGGUUGACUUCGCUGACAAGGCCAAGAAUCCGUCUCUCGCACAAACACGUAAUACCCUCAAUAUAAUGCAAAACCAUUAUCCUGAACGACUCGGGCGCGCCUUCAUCACCAACGUCCCAUUUCUGGUCAACGCCUUCUUUAAGGUGAUCUCACCCUUCAUCGAUCCCGUCUCGCGCGAGAAGAUGCACUUCAACCCACAAUGCGUGAAGGAAGGCCUAUUCACCCCCGAUCAGCUCGUGAGCGAGUGGAACGGUGACUGCGUUUUUGAAUACCAGCACGACCGCUACUGGCCGGUGUUGAUCAGGAUGUGUACGGAGCGACGAGAGAAGAUGAUGGCUACGUGGAGGGAGCUUGGCGGGGAGGUGGGCUUGAAGGAGUGGGACGUGAAGUGCGCGAUCGAGGUGAAUACUCGUCCUGGUGAUGAUAUGUGUAAGAGUGCUGAGCGGGAGGUGGAGGUGGAGGUGGAGGUGGAGGCGAACGUCGAGGUGGACGUUGAAGCAUACUAGAUCUAGGUGCCAGAGAUGCACUGAAGGUUGACUCACAUUUACUUCUCGUUGCUAAUCGACUGGACUAAUACUACUCACGGACUUGGGCGU